This is a messenger RNA of Felis catus (domestic cat), 1799 nucleotides long. RefSeq names its product mitogen-activated protein kinase 12 (gene MAPK12). Lineage: Eukaryota; Metazoa; Chordata; Mammalia; Carnivora; Felidae. The transcript is spliced from 12 exons. Gene Ontology annotation, cellular component: cytoplasm; nucleus. Gene Ontology annotation, molecular function: MAP kinase activity; ATP binding. The record is from RefSeq and is a predicted model, not a curated record. Gene Ontology annotation, biological process: protein phosphorylation; MAPK cascade. Bases 150 to 1253 code for a protein of 367 amino acids.
GCGGCGCGUAGCGGGCUGUGCCCAGGCGGCGGUCCCGGGCGCGCGCCAAGGGAGUCCCGCCGAUCCCGGGUGUCCCCCCCCCCCCAACACCGGUCCUCGGGGCGCAGCGCCCACGGGGUCUGCGGCGGGGGGCGGCGCCCGGGGCUGCCAUGAGCUCCCCGCCGCCCGCCCGCAAGGGCUUUUACCGCCAGGAGGUGACCAAGACGGCCUGGGAGGUGCGCGCCGUGUACCAGGACCUGCAGCCCGUGGGCUCCGGCGCGUACGGCGCCGUGUGCUCGGCCGUGGACAGCCGCACCGGUGCCAAGGUGGCCAUCAAGAAGCUGUACCGGCCCUUCCAGUCCGAGCUGUUCGCCAAGCGCGCCUACCGCGAGCUUCGCCUCCUCAAGCACAUGCGUCACGAGAACGUCAUCGGGCUGCUGGACGUGUUCACUCCUGACGAAACCCUGGAUGAUUUCACAGACUUUUACCUGGUGAUGCCGUUCAUGGGCACCGACCUGGGCAAACUCAUGAAGCACGAGAAGCUGAGCGAGGACCGAAUCCAGUUCCUUGUCUACCAGAUGCUGAAGGGGCUAAAGUACAUCCAUGCUGCUGGCAUCAUCCACAGGGACCUGAAGCCUGGCAAUCUGGCAGUGAAUGAGGACUGUGAGCUGAAGAUCCUGGACUUCGGCUUGGCCAGGCAGGCCGACAGCGAGAUGACUGGGUACGUGGUGACCCGGUGGUACCGUGCACCUGAGGUCAUCUUGAAUUGGAUGCACUACACCCAGACGGUGGACAUCUGGUCAGCGGGCUGCAUCAUGGCAGAGAUGAUCACAGGGAAGACGCUGUUCAAGGGCAGUGACCACCUGGACCAGCUGAAGGAGAUCAUGAAGGUGACAGGGACUCCUCCCGAUGAAUUUGUGCAGAGGCUGCAGAGUGCCGAGGCGAAGAACUACAUGAAGGGCCUCCCCGAGCUGGAGAAGAAGGAUUUUGCCUCCAUCCUGACUAACGCAAGUCCUCUGGCUGUGAACCUCCUGGAGAAGAUGCUGGUACUGGAUGCAGAACGGCGGGUGACUGCGGCCGAGGCGCUCACGCACCCCUACUUCGAGUCACUGCAGGACACGGAGGACGAACCCAAGGCCCAGAAGUACGACGAGUCCUUUGACGAUGUGGAUCGCACGCUGGACGAGUGGAAGCGUGUCACAUAUAAGGAAGUGCUCAGCUUCAAGCCUCCCCGGCAGCUGGGGACCAAGGUGUCCAAGGAGACAGCGCUGUGAAGACCCCUGGGCCCUGAGAGCGGUGGGGAGGGGGCCUUGAGGACCCUGGCUGGGGCUUCCACCUGGAAGGGGAUCCUCAUUAUCACUGUGACUCUGGCUGGGGUUUGCAUCCCAGGAGACCUAUGGUUCCAUGGACCCCCUCCCCCAGCCGUUACCCUGCUCUCAAGGCUACCACCUCAGUCUAACCUUGGGGGGGCAUCUGGACCUUCUGAACAGGAUGCCAAACUGACCUGGGACUGGCCUCUGACUCCCUGGGCAGUGGUCCCCUUCCCCAGGUGCAGCAAGAAGCCUCAGAGCCUGUGGGGGAUGGGGGUGGUGAGGCUUGGGUCAAGGUUUGGCCUGACCCUGUCCGCUCCAGCCCCUGCUGGAACCCAGUUCACACAGCUGAAAGAGACACACAGGGAGGGCACUGAGUGCCUACUCAGGGAUGUCUCUCCUGGGGGGGCGUUGGUGUGGACUCUCCUGAACCCCCAGCCCGGAAUGUAAAUUGGCCCUGUGCUAUGCCCACAUGACGGGAAGGAAAUAAACCCUUUUGUAGAGAUCCCA